This is a messenger RNA of Plutella xylostella (diamondback moth), 635 nucleotides long. It is a transcript of the gene Dph3, whose product is annotated as Diphthamide biosynthesis 3. The record is from RefSeq and is a predicted model, not a curated record. Lineage: Eukaryota; Metazoa; Arthropoda; Insecta; Lepidoptera; Plutellidae. Gene Ontology annotation, molecular function: metal ion binding. Gene Ontology annotation, biological process: protein histidyl modification to diphthamide.
CUGAAAUACGGAACGGAAAUACUAGGAAAAGCUGGAAAAGCGGUGUUAUUGUAUUGCACGUUUUCUAAAAUAAACUCUACACCACAUAGAAAUGACUGUGUUCCACGACGAAAUAGAGAUCGAAGACUUCGAAUACGAUGAAGACGAAGACAUGUAUUACUAUCCGUGCCCUUGUGGAGAUCGAUUCCAGAUAAGUAAGGAGGAACUAAUAGCUGGCGAAGAAGUGGCUACAUGUCCCAGUUGCUCCCUUGUUGUCAAAGUUAUAUAUGACCAGGAGAAAUUUAAAGCUGAAGCUGAAGAAAUUCUAAAAGAUGAUGGGGACAAAGAAGCUAUUAAGGCAUAAACUCUGACACUGUGGUGUGGUUAUUGAGAAAAUAGAUUCAGCUCAAGAAAGAAUGAAACUCUUUCAUGAGUUCAGACAACUGCUUGAUCAUUACUGGAAAUGAGUGUGGACCAGAUGGGUUUACUCUUGUGAUGAGUCAAGUUCUUAUUGUACUCCACAUUGGAUAUAAUAGAAUAAGCCUCGUCCAAGUAAAAACCCUGUCACCGCAUUAUUAUAAUAUGAACUGCAUCUGUGUGUGAAUACUGGACCAAGUCCAGGCUUACUGUGAUAAUAAAGUAAUGUUUAUUUUUAA